UGCUUUUAAUAUUCCGAGAUAUCCUUCGAAGACCCUUUUGAGUUUUUUUUUUGGGGACGAGUCUAAUCAUUUGAUGCCUCGAGAUGACUUUGGCCUUUCUGUAUACUACAUGUACGCCUCUCCACGCGAACACCACGAGUGGGCAUGUACGUCAUUCACGUGCCCAAGCUCAGCUACCGGCGGCGGAUACAUUCCCUCACCAACUUCCUCACUGAUAUUUCUCUCUCAAUCCGUAUUCGGCAUCCAAGCUCAUCGUGACCCCAUCCUUCACUUCUCUUCUUUGGAGGCAUCAAUCAAUUGUCAUCCAUCACACCGACGUGAGACAGACAGCAUGGCCGAUUCCGUGGAGAAACCAGGCGCUCCCAGCCCAAGCAUCGCACCAGUGCCUUCAAAAAAAGAUGCAUCAUCCACCCCUUCAACGACUAAACCUGCGGCUCAAACCGCCGUGGUGGGAGUGAAGCAGUUCGACCGUUUCGUCCUGCGCUUGAACAAACUCCUGUCCACACCAGGUGGCAUCGCCUCCACGCUCUCCACCGUCAACUACGCUCUUUACAUUCUCACCCAUUUCUCACCGCGCCUCUCCAAACUCCCAGUCCCGCUCCUAUCCUCCCUCUUCACACCAUCAGCAAAGCCAACAGCGACGCUCAAUCCAAACGGACUCCCACCCGUCGCAGCCCUCGCAACGCUUCUCGCGCAAACCCGAACCACACUCCGCCUCUUUGGCACUUUGCCGCUCUACGCCUGGCUGCGUUCGCUGCUCAUCAACGGUGGCGGCCCGAAACCCGGUGCUGAUCCUGUCCUGCAUCGCAUCGCCGUGUUGCAGGCAUCGGGUUACUUCAUUUUCCAGGCCCUCGAGAAUAUCUGCGUGCUUGUCGAUCACGGCAUCGUGUCCAGCGGUGUGGUUGCGGCGUUGAAUCGCGGGGAGAGAACCACCGCGCGCGUGUACAAAGUCGCUUUCCGUGCAUGGUUGGGCGCAAUCUUGUGUGAUUUCUUGCGUCUGGGGCGCGAGGCCCAGAUCGAGGGUCGCAGAAGGGAGGCCAGGAGGAAGCUACAGGCCGAUGGCCAUGAGAUAGCGAUAAAUCAAGACGAAGAAGACGCCAAGGUGGAUCGGAAGUGGUGGUCAGACUUGAUCAUCGCAAGCGCAUGGCUACCUAUGGCGGCGCAUUUCGGCAGCAGCAACGGGAUACCCGGGUGGAAUAUUGGGGCAAUGGGAGUAUGUGGAUUGGUGGCUGGUGGAGAGCGGUUCGUGGGAUUGUGGAAAGCUACCGCGUAG
Messenger RNA from Periconia digitata, 1273 nucleotides. NCBI's taxonomy places the organism in Eukaryota, Fungi, Ascomycota, Dothideomycetes, Pleosporales, Periconiaceae. The record is from the annotation of a GenBank genome assembly.